Molecule: messenger RNA, 1406 nt
Organism: Oncorhynchus masou masou (cherry salmon)
Lineage: Eukaryota; Metazoa; Chordata; Actinopteri; Salmoniformes; Salmonidae
Product: forkhead box protein B1-like
Exons: 1
Coding region: 18-938 (306 amino acids)
Biological process (GO): cell differentiation; anatomical structure morphogenesis; regulation of transcription by RNA polymerase II
Molecular function (GO): DNA-binding transcription factor activity, RNA polymerase II-specific; RNA polymerase II cis-regulatory region sequence-specific DNA binding
Source: RefSeq, a predicted model, not a curated record
GAAAGAAUACUGCCAGGAUGCCCCGACCAGGGAGGAACACGUACAGCGACCAGAAACCUCCCUACUCCUACAUCUCCCUCACCGCCAUGGCCAUCCAGUCCUGCCCGGAGAAGAUGCUCCCUCUCAGCGAGAUCUACAAGUUCAUCAUGGACAGGUUCCCUUACUACAGAGAGAACACCCAGCGGUGGCAGAACUCCUUACGACACAACCUGUCCUUCAACGACUGUUUCAUCAAGAUCCCGCGGCGUCCGGACCAGCCCGGGAAGGGUAGCUUCUGGGCUCUGCACCCCAGCUGCGGGGACAUGUUCGAGAACGGGAGCUUCUUGCGGCGCCGUAAACGGUUCAAGGUGAUGAUGAUGAUGGCGCAGGAGCACCUGGCUCAGUCCAAGCAGUCUGACGCAGCCCAUUAUCUCAGGCUUAGCGCCCUGGCUGCCACCGGCACACACCUCCCUCAGAUGUCCAGCUAUAACUUGGGAGUGUCACAGCCAUCAACUUUUAAACACCCAUUUGCUAUAGAGAACAUCAUCGCCAGAGAGUACAAGGUUCCCGGGAGUCUGGCGUUCUCCACCAUGCAGUCGAUACCUGCAGGCUACCCGCUGCAAAACCAGUUGACUGCGGCCUGGCCUCACAUGUACAACACUAUGGUGGACCCUGUUUCUCCUAUCUCUAUGAGCGGUGACUACGUGGCCUACCGCAUGCCUCUUAAAUCUCUGUGUCACAGAGGACAGACCCUACCCGCCAUUCCAGUGCCCAUCAAACCCAACCCGACCACGGUAGGUCUCUCGGCGGGGCUGACGCGACACACAUCCGCCUUCCUUUCAAACUCUCCCCAAUCUCUGAGCCCCACCUCCCCGCAGACAGACACCAGCCAAAGCAGCCCCCCUACUCCCAGGGAGACUCACACCACCCCGACACUGCAGUCCGUGGCAGUGCACUAACAUUAAGAACUCUACAGAACUCUUUAUAAACUAGACCAGCAGGCUCUAACCAAAUCCAACGUUUAUUUUGACUUUUGCCGCUGACAUCUUGGGCUGAGAAUAACUACAGUUAAUUAAGGCAAUAGACUUCCGUGCUGCAGUGUAUUUUGAUGUCGGUGUUUUGCUUUGAAUGCUAAUUGUCUUCUAACAUGGUACCAGCAGAGAGAUAGUGAAAUAUUGCCGUUCAACUUAAAAGGUAUUCGUUGUGUCAGUUUUAUCAGUGUGUUUUGUAAAUUAGUGAGGCAAUGCAAACAGCGGCUUGUCAGGCGCAUGAAAUAUAUUUACUUUGAUUUAUUUCUGCUAUCUAUGUAAAAAUAACUAAGUGAAUUGUGAUGUUUUUUUCAAUCUUAAAAAAUAGUAAGGGGAACUAUAGGGUCUUUACUAAAUGCAAAAUAAAUAUGUGAAUAAAUGUGAAUAAUUGCAAAUAAG